Messenger RNA from Acanthopagrus latus (yellowfin seabream), 4915 nucleotides. RefSeq names its product potassium voltage-gated channel subfamily S member 2. NCBI's taxonomy places the organism in Eukaryota, Metazoa, Chordata, Actinopteri, Spariformes, Sparidae. The coding region runs from base 479 to 2008 and encodes 509 amino acids. Gene Ontology annotation, molecular function: protein binding; delayed rectifier potassium channel activity. The transcript has 10 exons. Gene Ontology annotation, cellular component: membrane; voltage-gated potassium channel complex. The record is from RefSeq and is a predicted model, not a curated record. Gene Ontology annotation, biological process: protein homooligomerization; potassium ion transmembrane transport; regulation of delayed rectifier potassium channel activity.
UUUAUUACAGCUCCAUGGAGAUGUGAAAAUUAAGACUUCACACAUGAUGAAACUCUGAAUGAACCGCUGAGCGCCGCGCACACGUCACACCGGCGCGUUAUCGACGGGAUUUUCCGCUCGUGUUCCGGAAUGUGCCGGAAAAAGCCGAAGUGUUCCUCUGAGCGCGGACAGACGGACGGACGGAGGCUCAGAUGGAGGAAACGUGCCGCGGACUCUCAGCUGUGCUCCACUGCGUCCUGCUGCAGGCGGGCGGGCGGGCGGUCGUCCUGGAAGUUUCUCCCAGAAGAAGCUCGCUGUUUGUUUCUCUUCUUCUUAACUCGAUCCGUGUUGGACAGUUUUGUCUUUCUUCAGUGAUGAAAGUGUGAAACUUCUCACCCAGGCAUCAUGGGGUGAAUGUGACCUGAGAGGAGGAGGAGGAGGAGGAGGAGGAGGUGAUGGUGAUGAAGGAGAGUCGUGACCGAACUGACAGCAGGUAACCAUGGUGAAGGAGAGUCUGCCCAGCUGGGUCCACCAGGACUCAGACGAGGGUCUGGUCCACGUGAACGUCGGCGGUCUGAAGAGGAGUCUCUGCUCCAGCACGCUGAAGAAGUUCCCCGACACCAGACUGGGAAAACUGCUGGCGUGUGACUCAGAGGAGGACAUCCUGCAGGUGUGUGACGACUAUGACGUGCAGCAGAAGGAGUUUUAUUUUGAUAGGAACCCCGGCCUCUUCCCUUAUGUCCUCCACUUUUAUCAGACCGGCAAACUCCACAUCAUGGAGGAGCUGUGUGUCUUCUCCUUCAGUCAGGAGAUCGAGUACUGGGGCAUCAAUGAGUUUUUCCUGGACAGCUGCUGCAGUUAUCGCUACCACGACCGCAAGCUGGAGAGCAGCCGGCAUCGCAGCUGGGACGACGAGAGCGACGUCAGCAGCAUCGACACGUCCGUGGACGAGAUCUCCGACCUCAACAGAGACAUGCAGCACUUCCAGGAGGUGCGUUAUGGGAACGUCAGGAAGUGUCUGUGGCUGACGCUGGAGAACCCGGGAUACUCCAUCCCCAGCAAGCUCUUCAGUCUGGUGUCCAUCGGAGUGGUGCUCACCUCCAUCGCCACCAUGUGUAUCAACAGCAUGCCGGAGUACCAGACUUUUGACAGCGAGGGGAAGAUGGUGGAGGACACCACCAUGCAGGCUCUGGAGGUUUUCUGCACCUGCUGGUUCACAUUCGAGGUGGUGACGCGGCUGCUGCUCGCGCCGAACAGGAAGAAGUUCUUCCAUCACCCUCUGAACAUCAUCGACAUGGUGUCUGUGGUGCCCAUCUACAUCACUCUGCUCUUCGACCUGACGGUGGGGGCGGAGUCUGAGCUGGGAAACCUGGGACGACUCAUUCAGGUGUUCAGGUUGAUGAGGAUCUUCAGAGUAUUGAAGUUGGCCCGACACUCGACAGGACUGAGGUCUCUGGGAGCGACACUUCGGCACAGUUACCGUGAGGUCGGCAUCCUGCUGCUGUAUCUGGCUGUCGGCGUGUCCGUCUUCUCUGGAAUCGCUUACACCGCCGAAUAUGAGGAGGAUGUGGGUCUGGACACCAUCCCGGCCUGCUGGUGGUGGGGGACGGUGAGCAUGACCACGGUGGGUUACGGGGACGUGGUGCCCGUCACGGUGGCCGGGAAGUUGGCGGCAGGCGGCUGCAUUCUGGGCGGCACCCUGGUGGUGGCGCUGCCCAUCACCAUCAUCUUCAACAAGUUCUCCCACUUCUACCGGAGGCAGAAAGCUCUGGAGGCGUCGGUGAGGAACAACAACCGCAGGAAGAUGAGACUGAGCUGUGAGAAGGAGCCCGAGGACGAGGAGGAGGAGGACGAGGACGAGGAGGACGAGGACGAGGGGUCGGACGGGGACAGCAGGUGUCUGGACGACGACGACAUGGAGGAGGACGAUAUAGACUACGUGGACGACGGAGGCGUGAUCAAUUACAGCUACGUGGAACAUCCAUCGUACACGUCGAUACUGAAGAUGAAGGAGCUGCGUCAGCUGUGACGAGCUCGACUUCAGACCAGGUUCAAAUCAGUCGGAUGCUUUCAGGAUCGUUCAGCUGACUUUGAUCUGAUCCAACGCCACAGAGAUCAAGUGUCAGCCGUCAGACGAGACUCCUGAUCCUCAGUGAACCAAGCAGACAGCAGUUUGAGUAGACGCUUCUGAAAAUCAAAGUUACAGACGGCAUGCGACUGAAGUCUGACACUUUGGGUCUUCCAUGACAGACUGUUCUGUAGUUUGUCUCAGUCUUUGUGCAUGUUGGGAGGUUUGUUCACUCUGAUACUGGACGUGUUUCUGUGUUAAAAACAUGAAUGUGAAGAAAAGACUGAAGUGAAACAGCAUGCAGGCAAAUAAAGUUACCUGAAUAUAAAAUAUCAUGACGAGAGCGUCUGUGGAAGAAGCUGCAUGUUCCACGUGAGACACGCUUCAGAUCGUCUCAUCAUCAGGCGUCGUCUUCAUGUCAGAAGACUGAAAGGUUUUAUUUUUUUAUUUCUUCUCACUUUUAGCUCGUACUGCAGACGCUUUACACACAAAUAAACUUACUAAGUAUGAGAUGUGGGACACGGCCAAUCAGCUGUCGUCUCUUCGCUUGUGUAGGUGUUGCUCCUGGAGCGUCAUAACUAAUGUUGAUCGAAGAUUAUUUCAGUUUACAAAAAAGCAACAAAACCCACCUGGAGCGAGCUGUGAUUCUCACUCAGGAGACGAGGAUCCAAAUCCUUCAUUUAUUAUUUCCAUCAAGUUCCUGUUGUUUCCUGUCGCAGCAGAAAGACGUGGUUAGGUUCAGGGAAACAUGUUCUGGGUUCAGAUAAACCUUUUCACCACGUGUUUGAAACAUCAUGAGCUUAUUUUUCUGGACUUUUUCCCCCCAAGAGGCUCAAAUGUGACAUCACAAAAACGUCGUUGGUCAGUUGUAACGAUGCUCCUCAGUGGAACAAUCUGACGUCCUGGUGUUGUGACGAGUGUUGUAAAAACUGUGAACACAUGAAUACGUAUUAACUGUUGUAAAUGUCAGUAACAGGCUACAUGUUGUCAGCUGUAUGCUAACAUUAGCAUGCUAACAUGCCUGCAAUAUCAAUGACUCCUGCAGGUGUGAUGUUUACCCCCGUCACCAUCUCAGUUAGUGCCGUUAGCAUGUUAGCUUGAGGACGAAGCACAUCUGAGUCUGAGUGUCAUCAGUUUUCUAAUAAACCAGAAAUUUGACAACAUUUAAGUUUUGACCCGCUGAUGAAGCAGAGAGACGGAGACGGUCUUCAUCCUGAGGGGAUCGAUGAGUCUGAGCCAGAUUUCAAGGUGAAACUCAUCCGUUAGUUUUUCUGAUACUUCAGUUUGGAUCAGCGCGGUGGGCGGAUCAGAGCCGAGGUGUUAAAAAUAGGAUCAAAAUAGAAACUCUAUCACAGAAUCUAAUAUUACCUCCUACAGCAUCGCAGGAAUCAAAACAGAAGAACAAACAGCGUUUUAUUCUCUAAUAUGUCUGAGAAGACUGACGACGAACACGUUGUUCAGUGUUCGAGUCUGUCAGAAGCUCAGAGUUCAUUUGCACGACGCCCUCGGUGAGAAUCGUCCUCACAAACAGAUCACAGUCUGUCAAACUGUCAUUUAACAUCACGGUGACUCCGCUGAUGUUUGAUGAGCUGCUGAUCUGACUGCAGCUGUGAGCGUCACACACCAGCUCACGUCUCAGCUGCUCUUCUUCAUUUUACUGCCUCCAUUCUUCUUGUUUCUGUCUGUUCGGCUUGUAGGAGACUGAUCAAGUGCAGAAAUGUAGGAAUUUACAAAAUCUGUGAUGUAAUUUUAUUUAUGAUUUAAAUUUGACCAUAUUUGCUGUUUGAUAAAGUACUUCCAUCCUUUACUUGAGUAAAAAGUAACAAUACAACACUGUAAAAACAAAAGUCCUGCAUUUACUUAAGUGGAAAUGUAUCAUCAGUAAAAUGUUCUGACAGUGUUCUGCAGGAGAGGCUCCUCUGGACCGUCUCAGUGUCAGGAAUAUUGUAUUUGACGUUACUGUUAUCGAUCCAUACGCAGCGUUUCACAGUGGGAGCUGCUGGAGGUGGAGCUGAAUCAGUGAGAAUAUGUACAGUUAGUUCAGUCCAGUGGUGAAAUAACUGGAAUUUGGCUCUGCAGCAGGACAGGAUGAGAACAUUAAUGUGUUCGCUGAAGAUUUUCUAGCAGCAUGAAGCCGAAAACCAGCAGAAUCUGGGAGCUUUUUGCUCUGAAAGAGGAGAAGAAGGAAAACAGGUUGAAGCGUCUCAACAAGACGAAUGACAUUAAGACGUCCGUGCAGCUCAGCUUGUGUUUCACAUAAUGGACGCUGGUGAAUCUUCCUGCAGGUUCCCUUCAUAUCUGAGAGCAUUAAAGAGGAGGAGAGAUGACGCUAACGCAGUUUGAAGCUCCGUCAGGACGAGUCAGAGCUGAAAGCUGCGAUCUGUCAGAGGAAACAGGAGAAAAGAAAGUGAAGCAAACGUUCAUCUGAGGCCGUGACAGAGUUCAGUGCUUCUUUAUUAGCAAGAGACAAAGAAAAUAUGAAACUAAAGUAUUGAUGCAUGCUGACAGAAAUAAACUAUAAGAAUGAUGUAAAUGAGAAACAGAAAUGAAACGAGCGGCUGGAGUCUCACAGCUGGACGUCUGAGGACAGCUGGAGACGUUUCAGAUGUUUCUGUGAACUAAAACACGAGAUGAUUGUAGAGACAGUGGAGAUCUUCACCCGCCAUCAGGACGAGCAAAACAGCUGUUUUUCUGACCCUAACCGAGUGAUUUUACUGCCUAAACCCAACACAGCAUGAACACAGUUGCAGAAACUCAGCGGACGAUCAUGAACAGUUUGGUUCCGUCAGUGACUCCACAGAGAAAUUACACGUCCAUGUUCUCCAGAACUUGAAUUUGAUUUUCUCGCAUUAAUGAAAAUAAAACGAC